Arachis stenosperma is the source of this 2119-nucleotide messenger RNA. RefSeq lists its product as uncharacterized. The record is from RefSeq and is a predicted model, not a curated record. The transcript has a single exon. NCBI's taxonomy places the organism in Eukaryota, Viridiplantae, Streptophyta, Magnoliopsida, Fabales, Fabaceae. The coding region runs from base 186 to 1487 and encodes 433 amino acids.
UGACUGCGUAUUUGUCAUCUUCUUCGGAAUGAGAGUCGUUUAUAACUUGUUCUCUUCCUUCUUCUUCUUUCUCUAAUUCUCUUCUAAGGUUAUAAGUGUAACCGUCAUCACCCGCUACUCAUUACUUCACUCGUGUUUCUUCUUCAACACACACUCUCCCCUCUUCUCUUUCUUCAUCGCCAUCCAUGGCUCCCCCCUCACUCUCUCAAUGUGAAAAAACUGAACAACUGCCACCUCAUCACCACCACCUCCAAGACCUCCUCAAUGCCGCCCGCCCUUUCCUUCGCCGGGAGCUACACUCUGUUGACAACAACCUCCCGUCGUUGUUUGACCUACUCUGCUCCGUCGGCGCCGGCGAGUGCUGGCACAAGCAUGGCAGCUUCCUCGACCACCUCACCGACGUCCACCGCAUCCUCAAGCUCUGGAAGGCACCGGACUCCGUCUGCCUCUGCGGCCUCUUCCACUCAGCAUACUCCAACUCCUACGUCAACCUCGCAAUCUUCGACCCUUCCACCGGCCGCGACGUCGUUCGCGGCCACGUCGGCGACGAAGCCGAGCGCCUCAUCCAUCUCUUCUGCAUCGUUCCAAGGCAGCCUCUCAUCCACGACGACCUCCUCUUUCGUUACUCCGACGAAGAACUCGUCGACCACCUCCGCGAAUCAGAGAUCUCACUCAACAACGCCAAGGAGAAAGGAAUCUUCAACGGAGAAGAACACUGGAGGAAGAAGGUGCAGGGAAUCGUUCCGGCGGAGGGAGUUAUCGUGAAGCAUAUCCGUACAGGGGAGGACGUUAGGGUUUCGAGGAGAGCGGUAGCGAUUUUCCUGAUGUUAACAAUGGCGGACUUCUGCGACCAGUGGUUCGGUUUCCAGGACACGCUUUUCGAGAACGACGACGGCCGCCUCGAGUUUUCCGGGAACAAUUGCGAGGCUCUAUGGCCCGGAGACGGAAAGCCCGGGCUUUGGUUCAGCUCGAUUUCGAGAAUGGGCGCGGUUUAUAACCUAAUUUGGAGGGAGGAAGAAAUUUUUAUGUUGGAAAAUAAAAAAAGUAAAACUGAUUAUGAUUUUCAUUUUGAUAGGGACGAGCACAUUGAGCUGGUUGUGCCGCCGGUUUUCGAUAACUGCACGAAGGUUGUGACGGCGGAGGAUGGGAUAGCGGCGAGGGAGUUGUACUGGGAUGCCGUGUGCGGCAAGAAAGAGGGUUUGGAGAGGAAGGAGGAGUUAUUGUUGGGGUCUAUAGAGAAGAAUCCGUUUGCUAGUGAGCCAUACGUGGUGCUGAGUCAGGUGUACCUAACAGAGGGGAGGUUCGAGGAGGCGGAGAAGGCGGCGGAAACCGGGCUGAAAUUGCUGCUGGAGUGGGGGUGCCCUUGGGAUAAGAGGACUUCAUGGGAAGGUUGGGUUGCUUGGGUUAGGGUCUUGCUUUUGAAGGCUAUGGAGAAAUCUUGGCCUAACACCGGCUUCGGUAUUCUCAACUUGGGCCUUGUAAAGUAAAAUGUAUCCAUGGCUACUCGUAUAAAGAUAGUUAACAUAGUUUUGUAGUUAAUAAAAAUAGAAUAAAGGAAAUAGUCAUUUUAGUAUCUGAAUUUGAUAAAAUGAGAUUUCAAUAUUUUGUUUUUAAUAAAAUAAACUUUUAAAAUUAGUUUCAUUUGAUAAAAUGAACUAAUUAUUAACGAACCACUCUAAACAUUUAAAUUAUUUUGUCAAAUAAAACUGAUAUUUGGUAGUUUAUUUAGUUAAAAACAAAAAUUAGAGUUUGUUUUAUUAAAAUUAAAAUUUUAUUUAAGAUCAAAAUAAUUAUUUGUUCCUAAAACUAUGAGCUGAAAUAUGGUUAAAUAAUAUAAGUUUGAUACAACGUUAAAUAGAGUAUAUGUUUAUAUUGAGCUAUUUGUUUGCUUCCAUCUUAAGCUAUUCUAAUCUUAUCGAACUCGUUUGUUGGAUGUGUACGAAAGAAAUGUAAUGGUUUAAAGCGAGCCUUCAUUCAAUGCAUAGCAAUAAUUCAUGGAAAAUGACUCCACGUGAACAGAUCUGAAAUUGAAAGCUUUUGCCUCCAUCAGCAAUGCUGCAGUGGAGAAUAUGACAAUGUAUGGCAGGAAUAACAAUUCCUCAUAAUAAAGAUAGGAAAA